Messenger RNA from Micromonas commoda, 717 nucleotides. RefSeq lists its product with no specific name. The coding region runs from base 1 to 717 and encodes 238 amino acids. NCBI's taxonomy places the organism in Eukaryota, Viridiplantae, Chlorophyta, Mamiellophyceae, Mamiellales, Mamiellaceae. The transcript has a single exon. The record is from RefSeq and is a predicted model, not a curated record.
AUGAGCACCAUCUGGAGCCCAGACUUGUUGAUCAUGGACCCCGUCGUCGUCAAGGAAGAGCCCGACGACGACCACCACAACCCCCCCGCCGUCAACGUCGAACCUCCCGCGGACGACGUCGGGGAAGACGAAAAGUCGGAGGAUCUCGCGGGGAAGAUGUCGACGAUUUGGCGACCCAACCUCGACCGGCUGUACGCCAGCGUCGCCGAGAUGGAGGAAUCGGAAAGCGAAGAGGAGGAAAACGAUGCGACCAAGAAGGGAGUGAAGCGGAAGAGAGCCCCUCCCACGAAGGGGCCAUGCGAGCACGGGGUGAAGUGGCGGUCGAGAUGCAAGGUGUGCAGCGGUUGUCCCCACGGGAAGAGGCACUUUGAGUGCAAGGAGUGUGGCGGGGCAUCAAUCUGCGAGCACGGCCGCAGGCGCUCUCUGUGCAAGGAGUGCGGUGGGUCCGGAAUCUGCGAGCACGGUCGUGAGCGCUCUAAGUGCAAGGAGUGCGGUGGGGGCUCAAUCUGCGAGCACGGCCGUCAGCGCUCUUACUGCAAGGAGUGCGGUGGGGGCUCAAUCUGCAAGCACGAUCGUCAGCGCUAUCAUUGCAAGGAGUGCGGUGGGGGCUCAAUCUGCGAGCACGGUCGUCAGCGCUCUAAGUGCAAGGAGUGCGGCGGGGCAUCAAUCUGCGAGCACGGCCGUCGGCGCUACCGGUGCAAGGAGUGCAAGAAAUAG